This is a messenger RNA of Vigna umbellata (rice bean), 1131 nucleotides long. The record is from RefSeq and is a predicted model, not a curated record. Lineage: Eukaryota; Viridiplantae; Streptophyta; Magnoliopsida; Fabales; Fabaceae.
AGCUAUUAGUUACGCCGUUACCAAUUCUAAUUUGAUUAAAAAGACGAGAAAAGAACAGAACACAUGUUACACUCUCUUCACAAGUUUUCUCUGUUCAUGGCAUCCAAACCUCAACGACUCCAUCAAGUUGCAGAGACCAACUUUCAGGGCUCAGCAAAGAGGGUAAGAACCAUGGCCACAUCCACAGCCAUUGAACCAGCUAUGAAGGACGCUUUUACCGGAUAUGCUGAAUAUCUUAAUGACCUUAAUGACAAACGGGAAAGAGUGGUCAAAGCAAGUCGAGAUAUAACAAUGAAUAGCAAAAAAGUCAUAUUUCAAGUGCACAGGAUGAGUAAAUUCAAUAAAGUGGAAGUACUUGAGAAAGCUGAAAAGGACUUAGCAGCUGUGACAGAUCAGUAUGUGUCACGACUAGUCAAAGAAUUGCAGGGAACUGAUUUUUGGAAGCUAAGGCGUGCAUACUCACCAGGGAUACAGGAGUAUGUUGAAGCAGCUACGUUCUGUUGUUUCUGCAAAAAUGGAACACUUUUGGAGCUUGAUGAAAUGAACAAAACAUUGCUACCACUUAAUGAUCCAUCUCUACAUCCUCUGCAGAUAAAUGUCCUUGAUUAUCUAUUAGGGCUUGCAGAUUUGACUGGAGAGCUGAUGCGUUUAGCAAUAGGUAGGAUAUCAGAUGGUGAACUUGAAUUUGCUGAGAAGAUAUGCAAAUUUGUGCGUGAUAUAUACAGGGAGCUUACUCUAGUAGCGCCACUUAUGGAUGACAAUUCUGACAUGAAAACAAAAAUGGAUGUAAUGCUCCAAAGUGUCAUGAAAAUAGAGAAUGGUAAUGCAUUAGUUUUCAAACUUCUGUGUGCAAUAUUGAAAGUUCUAUUUAUCAAGUUUGAUGCCUUGAUACCUUAUUACUCCAAGCACAAAUAGAAUAAUCUAGUGGCUGAUUGGAAAAAUAUUUCAUCUCGUCAUAUUUUAAAGAAAUUAGUUCUACAUUCACUCAUGAGAUUCUUUUCUUAAGUUCAUGAUUUUGCAUCCAGCAUAUUUCAACUCCAUUAUUUUCUUAUGUCUAAAGUCAUUCUCACUCUUAAAUGCUGAUCUUUGCUGCAGCUAAUGGCUAUAUUUUUGUAUGAUAACCCCAUUAUA